CAGUGUCCUUAUCAGCUGGGUUGCAUAACACAAACUUGGGACAUGCACAGCGGAGGGAUGUCGAAUUAGUUCACGCUGUUGGUCAGGAUGAGGGGGCUGCUCGUAUUCGCCGCGCUGUUUGUGGCCGUUCUCGGCAAGGAGACAUUUGAGGGGCAUCAGGUGCUUCGCAUUACUGCGAAAGAUGAAGCCCAGCUGGCUCUUAUCAAGGAUCUGGAGGACAUGAUCCACUUUGAGCUGGACUUCUGGAGAGGAGUGACCGAUGUGGCCUCUCCUGUGGAUGUCAGAGUUCCCUUCCACAGCCUGCAGUCUGUCAAAGUUUACCUGGAGACUAAGGCAAUUCAGUACGCCACCGUGAUCGAAGACCUGCAGACAUUGCUGGACAUGGAGCAGGAGGACAUGGAAGCUGCUGCUCGUGCUGCUGGCCCCAGAUCCACUGACAGCUUCGACUAUUCCAAUUACCACACCAUCAACGAGAUCUACAACUUCCAGGACAUGCUGGUGAGGGAGAAUCCCAACCUGGUCAGCAAGAUUGUGAUCGGUCAGAGCUACGAGGGACGUCCCCUGAGUGUGCUCAAGUUCAGCACUGGUGGAACCAACCGUCCCGGCCUCUGGAUUGACACUGGAAUCCAUUCCAGAGAGUGGGUCACUCAGGCCAGUGGCACCUGGUUUGCCAAGAAGAUUGUGACUGCUUAUGGAAGUGACCCCGCCCUCACAGCCAUCCUCAACAAGAUGGAUAUCUUCCUCCUGAUUAUGACCAACCCUGAUGGCUUCGCCUACACCCAAACAAGCAACCGUAUGUGGCGUAAGACCAGAAAGCCCAAUCCUGGCUCAAGCUGUGUCGGAGUCGAUCCCAACAGGAACUGGGAUGCUGGUUUUGGAGAACCUGGUGCCAGCAGCAACCCCUGCUCUGAGACUUACCGUGGACCAAGUGCUAACUCUGAGUCUGAGGUCAGGGCCAUUGUUGACUUUGUGAGGUCCCACGGUAACCUCAAGUCCUUCGUCUCCAUCCAUUCCUACUCCCAGAUGCUCCUCUACCCCUACGGCUACACCAGUACUCCAGCCAAGGACCAAGCUGAGCUGCACAGUCUGGCUAAGAAGGCGAUUACUGACCUGGCCUCCCUGUAUGGUACUCGUUACAGAUAUGGCAGCAUCAUCAACACCAUCUACCCAGCUAGCGGUGGCACCAUUGACUGGACCUACAACCAGGGCAUCAAGUACUCCUACACCUUCGAGCUGAGGGACACCGGUCGUUACGGCUUCCUCCUGCCCGCCAAUCAGAUCAUCCCCACCGCCCAGGAGACUUGGCUGGCUCUGAUGGCCAUCAUGGAUCACGCCUACAAGAAUACCUACUAAGUGUGUGUGUGUGUGCGUACGUGUGUGUGUGUGAUUAUGAGUGGUAAUCUUAGUAGAGAGGAGAUUGUUGACAAAUGUCACCAAGUUUACGACUGAUAUCACCAUCAUCCAAAACCACAGACAAAUAAAUGUGCAAGCUGAAAAACA
Messenger RNA from Acanthopagrus latus (yellowfin seabream), 1500 nucleotides. RefSeq names its product carboxypeptidase A1-like. The transcript has 12 exons. Gene Ontology annotation, biological process: proteolysis. The coding region runs from base 88 to 1353 and encodes 421 amino acids. Gene Ontology annotation, molecular function: metallocarboxypeptidase activity; zinc ion binding. Lineage: Eukaryota; Metazoa; Chordata; Actinopteri; Spariformes; Sparidae. The record is from RefSeq and is a predicted model, not a curated record.